This is a messenger RNA of Aspergillus clavatus NRRL 1, 720 nucleotides long. RefSeq lists its product as uncharacterized. Bases 1 to 720 code for a protein of 239 amino acids. The record is from RefSeq and is a predicted model, not a curated record. NCBI's taxonomy places the organism in Eukaryota, Fungi, Ascomycota, Eurotiomycetes, Eurotiales, Aspergillaceae. The transcript has a single exon.
AUGAGUAUCACUCAAACAUACUACCUCGCUCACACCGCCCGCAAGAAGCUCACUCGGGAAGCUUCGCGGGCGGACCAUGACCUUCGCCUUCUGGUCGGUCAUGCCAAUCUGCUUGAUUCUUUGAUGAUGGACCUGGCCGAUGCCGAACAAGAACAAGAACGCUGGUUCAAUCAGACCGUCAAUGGCGCUACAACUGCCGCCUCGCCUGUUCCGGAGUCGCGACACAUUCAAUGGGCCGAUACUGUGGUUGAGGAGCCCGAGGAGGACUGGGAUCCCGAGGAUGCAUCCGACCUCGACUCGGAUGUCAGCGACGAUUCAGACUACGACGGUGAAGACUACUACGAGGAGGAACAGACUUUCGCCGCCAUCCAAUUGCCGGUGCGUGCGCGGGCCCCAUCGCCCGUGGCCAUCAUUACCGAGACCGAAGUGGAGGACUUUGACUCAGAUUCGGACUCGGACUUUGAAUACGAUGAUGUGGAGGAUUUGGAGGAGCUUACCCUCACCCGGUCACCGUCGCGACAAACACCUCCCGAGCUGUCCUCGGACUCUGACGAAGAAUCCGAGGACGAUAGCGGGCCUCCAUCGCCACAACAACCCACGCUGGCCAAUUUCUCAGAGAAGCAGGCCCAAUCAACCGAGCUGCCCCUGGCCGAUCCUGAAUUCGGCCAAGGGUAUUACGUUUCCGAACAGGAACAGAGCCCCAUCAUCGAGGCGUUCUGA